AUGUCCGACUGGGAUGAAGCCCUACCUCAUUAUCUACUUGAAGAAUGGGAGAAAUGGAAAAAUAACUUACCUGACUUGGAAAAAUUACAAAUUCCUCGAUUGAUUGUUCCAAAUUUGAGUGAAGCAUAUAGGAAAGAAUUACUUAUUUUCUGUGAUGCGUCAGAACUAGCUAUUAGUGCUGUUUGCUAUUUAAAAACACAGUGUCACAAUGGUUCUAUUUCUCAAGGAUUCGUUUUAGGAAAAGUAAAAGUGCCACCUGUCAGUGGACAUACAAUCCCUAGAUUGGAACUGUGUGGUGCUGCACUUGCCGUGGACAUAGGACAAAUAGCAAAAGAACAGUUAAAGAUAGAAAUAGAUGAUGUGAAAUAUUUUAGCGACAGUCGAAUCGUAUUAGGAUACAUACACAAUGUAAAGAAACGAUUCUUCGUGUAUGUCAGUAAUCGUAUUGCUCACAUUCUCAGUUUAAGCGAUCCGUCACAGUGGUGUAACAUUCGUAGCGAGAUCAACCCGGCAAAUGAAAUCCGUUGUAACAAAUUUGACAUUGAGACAAAAACAGUUUUUGGUCUGGACAAUGAACUCCUCACGAAAUUCUCGAAGUGGAACAAGCUAGUAGCAGUGGUUGCUAAGGUUUAUGGAUUUAUUCAGAAGUGUCGCAAAGCUGCGAGUAUGAUGAAGAGUGAUGUUUAUCUUCUGUGCAAAGCUGAAACAGUUAUUAUCAGAGACAUUCAACAGAAAUUCUAUUCUGAGGAAAUUGAAAAUUUAAAGGACUCCAAACCUUUGCCAAAAAAUAGUCCUAUUCAAAAACUAGAUCCAUACAUUGACAGUGAAGGCAUUUUACGUGUUGGUGGUCGCUUGAAAAACCUCAGUGCAGAUGUUUUAUUCAAGAACCCAAUGAUUCUUCCUGCAAAACAUCAUGCUACCACUCUCAUUGUCAGAAAACUUCAUGCUGAUGUCAGCUACCAAAAACGUCAUAUUAUAGAGGGUCAUAUUCGUUCAUCUGGAUUUUGGAUUGUUGGAGGAAAAAGACUUGUGUCAUCUAUUCUUCAUCAGUGUGUCACUUGCAGGAAACUAAGAAAAGUACCUGAAUAUCAGAAGAUGUCUAACUUACCUGAGGAUCGUCUCAUACCAGGACAACCACCCUUCUCUACUGUCGGAGUUGACAUUUUUGGACCGUGGAACAUCAUCACUCGGCGUACCAGAGGUAGUGCAGCAAUAAAAGAUGGGCUGCUUUGUUCACUUGCCUCGUUACCAGGGCUGUACAUAUCGAAGUCGUGGCGGAAAUGA
Molecule: messenger RNA, 1284 nt
Organism: Saccostrea echinata
Lineage: Eukaryota; Metazoa; Mollusca; Bivalvia; Ostreida; Ostreidae
Exons: 2
Coding region: 1-1284 (427 amino acids)
Source: RefSeq, a predicted model, not a curated record